AUGUCACUGUCAAAAGUUUCCCUUUGCAAUUUUAUUUACCGAUCGUACAUAUUGUACAUAUUUAUUUAAAAAAUUUAAAUUUAAAAUUUUAUAUUUAGGUUUUCAGAUAAAAACCUAAAUAGAAGGAGAUUUUUAGAAAUACACCGUACUCAAUAUCCAAAUAAAAUGUCUGAAGAUAUAAUUACCAAGACGGAGGAACCAGAAAUUCAGUACAUUCUGAAUAAUACAGAAUUUGUAUUUGAUUCUUCCGAUUUAAAUGAAGAAAUGAAUGAUGUCAUAAAUCCAGAUGAUAAUCAAGCAUACAUUUGGACAUACGGCCAUAUUGUACAAAAAGUUGGUGAAGAAGGAGAUACUGUUCUGGUACAAGAUGAAGAAGAAAUGAAUCAGUACUUAAUGAAUGAUAAUCAAGAUCUAUCUCUGGAAAACCAGCAAAUUAUUAAAUAUAUGGACGAAGAAGGUAAUUUAUCAGAAGCCUCUAAUAUUUUCUAUAUAGAUAAAGGUGUUCCUUUAGGUACCCAAAGCAUAUCUCCUCAGUAUUACUUAACAGAAUUCAUGGACUCCAUUCCAAAUGUUUGUAAUGAAGAUCAAGAUUCAAUUAAUACUAGUGAAUACUACGCGGGAGAUCAGCAUGGAGACGCAUUUCUUGAUAUUAAUGAUACAAAUUGGUAUCUAAAUAUCUCCAAAUAUGGAAAUUUACAGAUAACUAUUCCUCCACCUGAUAAUAACGAAAAUACAACAGAUACUAGCGAUGUCCCACAAAAAGUGGAUUUAGCUGCCAUUAAAGGAAAAAAUCUUUUAACCGGUCAAGUGCUAAGUUUAGAUAGUUAUAUGGACAAAAUAUUAACCCGGAUGAAAACUAAUCCGUCCAUUAAAUCUUCGAAGAGGAAGCAUAAUUUAAAUGCUUAUUUGAAUAAGAAACUCAAUUUAGGUCUUACUGUUAACGGGAAGAAGCUGAUGGGAAAGAUAAUUCAUGUAGGCUCCAAAGACAAGCAAGGGAUUGGAGUUCAAGUUACUGAAGACAAUUUAGAGAUUGAAAAUGGAGAUGUAGUUUAUACAGAACCACCGACAAACGCGUUAGAAAACAAUGUGAUUACCAACCAUCAACCAAAGGACAUUUCUAAGGAAUCGGAUCAAUUUCAGCACAUUUCGAAAGUUCUAUCGGAUUUGAUGCGCAAAGAAAAUUUUAAAGCGAAAAUUAGGCACAGAAGACUUUGGAUAAAAGUGGUAGAGAAAUAUCGAACGAAAGCAAGUGCGAAUACCAAAAACGUGUCGUGGAUCAGGGGGUGCAUGGAGCCAAAAUUGGAACCUGUUGAAGAUAAUGGGUAUUUAGAUGACUGGACGUUUGUAUCUGAUGAUAUUAUAUCGGAGAAGAAUUAUGCUAAGCUCAAGUCACAAAAAGAAUAUUCAAACUACCUACAUCUAACGAUAAUAACAACGCAUUACAGCAGUAGCAAAAGUAUUAUUAAAAUAAUCAUCGAUUCGAAAAACGUUGAUUGUCGUUAUUGUGAGCAGAUGUUUGCAUCAAAAGAAAAUAUGGUGAAGCAUGUUAACAAAGACCAUAACGCAUGCGAAGUUUGCAAUGAAGUUUAUGCAAAUUUGAGGGAGUUGAUGAGUCACAAAGAGGUACAUAAUACUGCUGCCUUUAAAUUAUGUCCUAAGAACAACUGUAAGAAGUAUUUUAUGACAAAUCUGGCUCUAAAAAAACACACUGAGUCGCAUAGCUUGGAAUCCUUUAAAUGUUCGCUUUGCUCUUACAGUGGAGUCGAUCAAGCCGACUUUAAAGCUCACUCUUUGACCCAUCCGUCAAGUUGCGAGGUCUGCAACUCUGUUUUCCUCAACGAAGCAGAAUUAAUGGCACAUAAAAACAUUCACUUAAAUGACACCAAUAGACAUAAGAAAGUAGUUAUAACCAAACUGUAUGUAUGUGAAAUAUGUAACCACACAUUUUCCCGACAAGCGAAUUUGCAUAGACAUCUGGAAAUACACAAGAAAACAGAUAAGCUCUUUACGUGUACAAUUUGUGGCUGUUCGUAUCACUUUUCGUCGUCUUUAACUCGUCAUAUUGUUAAAAACCAUGUACAGUUGCAAAGACCGGAUAUUGCUCCUAGGGGAGAAGAUAAUUCCAUAGCAGUGACGCUUUGAUUUAACUUAAUGCUAAAGGAGAUAUUGAUACCAAUAGAAGAAACUUUUAAAGAACGCUUAAAAUUCACCAUCUUCCAUUUCUAUUAGGCAGCUAAUAGUUUUCACUCAUAAUAAAGCAAACUAGAGAUUUAAGACUAGAAAGAUUUAUCAGUUGUACUCGGAUAGUAGUAAGAAGCCCAUAAAAAAUUACUAAGAAUGUAUCAAAAGGACACCACACACAUCUUAUUGAAAAAAUCUCACUCAAAUGCAAUAAAAUUUAUACGAAUAGAUUCGUCCUCGAAAUUACCAUUAUUUUAUAUAAUUGCACCAACUCUGAAUUUUGAUUAAUAAGGCCGUAAAUUGUAAUUAAAGUUUAUGGUAAUCACAUUUUUGAGGUUCAUAAAAGUGUUAUACAGAAAUACUAUUAGUCUAUUUGCUAUCUAUUGAAAACAUCUUACCCAGCGUGAGCGAAGGUACGAAUUAGAGGAAUUAUUUACUUUGGUACGACUGGCCAAAUUAUACCUACUUUAUUAUCUAUAAGAUAAGACUAAGCAUCUGCCUUAAUACCUGCAAAAAGAUUUAUUGACGAUUCGCAAAAUAUAUUUUUUCUUUGUAACUCACGUACGUAGCCAUUUGAUUUUAGAUUUAUUUAUAUCAGUUUACGCCUUUAUUAAUCAAAAUUCAGAGUUGGCGCAAUUAUAUGAAAUGAUUGUAACCUAUAUUAUAUGACGCAAUUAUAUGAAAUAUAUUCAUGUAUUUUUUUGUAUUUGAGUGUAUUUAUAUUUUCCAUAAGAGGUGUACAGUGUCCUUUAUUAGUAUCGAAUCAGUAAAGGCUGCUUUUAAAUAAUCUAUGAUUAAUAAAAUUGAUGCUGGUUGCACUUAUAAUGACAAAUCUAUCAUAAAUUCAAUUUAAAUGACACUGUGCUUGUAUUAAGUAAUUUUAUGGUAAGAAUAAGUAAAAAAUUAAGUGUUAUAUUUUAUUUAUUCGUUAUUGCAAAUUGUAUAUUCAAAUAAUUUUAAAUUUGUUCUUUAAAUACGUUAAUUGAGUUUAAAUUCUGCCUACGCAUGACCCAUUAAAUCCCCAGGCCUGAACAUUAGAUGUGGCAACGCUGCCAGCCUAUCAAACAUUGUACCUACUAUUUGACGUGCAAUAGCUGGAAGAAUAUAAUUUUUCUUGAAAUUAAAUUAAUUAAAUAUAUAGACUUGUUUUGUCACAAAUGUGUUAAACGUUUUCUAGCUUAGCUAUUUUUCUUUUUAUAUGACACUUUUAUAGUGAUCAAUUCUAGAGGAUUAUAGAGAACAGUUACCAGGAUUGUACCACCCAAAUAAUAAUAUGCACUCGUUAUAAAAUUUAAGUGGUAUUUUAUUACAAUUUGGAUUAAUAAAAAUAUCUUUUUACUUACUUCUGUAUACAUUUUUGUAAAUUGGUUUAUUUGAUAAUAAAUAAUAGUUGUUCCAAUAA
Molecule: messenger RNA, 3583 nt
Organism: Diabrotica virgifera virgifera (western corn rootworm)
Lineage: Eukaryota; Metazoa; Arthropoda; Insecta; Coleoptera; Chrysomelidae
Product: PR domain zinc finger protein 15
Exons: 9
Coding region: 166-2142 (658 amino acids)
Biological process (GO): regulation of transcription by RNA polymerase II
Cellular component (GO): nucleus
Molecular function (GO): RNA polymerase II transcription regulatory region sequence-specific DNA binding; DNA-binding transcription factor activity, RNA polymerase II-specific
Source: RefSeq, a predicted model, not a curated record